Molecule: messenger RNA, 2193 nt
Organism: Symbiodinium sp. CCMP2456
Lineage: Eukaryota; Dinophyceae; Suessiales; Symbiodiniaceae
Source: the annotation of a GenBank genome assembly
GAGGAGUUGGAUGGGGGUGAUGUCCCUGUCCCUGCCAGCCCCACCAGUCUUGCAGAUGGAAGUGAACUCGAGACUAUGUUCGGUCCGUGGGCGAUGGAGACUGGGGGCAUUGCCGAGAACCAGGGUGGAGGUGGAAAACGCAGGAGGCCUGGAGUGGAGAGACGACCUGGUGAAGGAGGAGGUGAACCUAGCUCGUCGGGUGGUGGUGGUAUGUCCACAGAGGAACUCAGAGCCCUUCUCGGUCAACAUCUGCAAGAAAUGAAAGCCGCCUGGGGGAACAUUGAGUCCCGAGUUCAGCAUGUUGAAGGAGUCGUUAAGAAUCAGGGCAAAGAACUCAAGGCGGUGCACCAAAGGCAGAAACAAAGUGAUCAGCGGGUGACAGGAGUACAGGCCAAAGGGGAUGCCACAGCACGCAAAACUGAGGAGCUCGAGGGUGAGUUGGUUAAGCUGCGGACUCGUGUGGAUGAGAUGGCGGCCAAGUCGGAGUUGGCGGAGAGCAAGAAUGGACCGGACCCGUGGCAGGACUACCUUAAUCACACAAAGGGACGACGUCAUCCUGGCGAAGGCGCUGGUCAAGGAAUUCAACAUCCUGGGGAAGAUCGCCGACACGAGCUCAGCGACGAGGACAAGAACUCCCUGAUCCUGGGUGGAUGGCUACCGGACACCAAGCGGGCAAUCAUACAGAAUGAGGCGGAAGCCAUUCUUAAAAGCGAGACCUUCGUGAACCUGGUUGACUCCACCUCCCUGGUGGUGUUUGGCCCCCGACGAAGUUUCGGACUCUUGCGAUUCAAACAACGAGAUCAAGAAACCUCGGUAGCCCUACGAGCCCGAAUGUGGGAGGUCAUCACCAAAAUCCGGCACAACAAGAUAGCCCUGGACAGCACUCGGGGUGAGGUUGGUGAUGGCAAAAUUGUUUGGGCGUCCUUCAUGAAAACCCCCGAAGCCCGGAAGAGGUCGGCAAUGUGUUCCUUGGCAAGAAGAGUGGUGAUGCGGCUUGCUGCCAUUGGAAAGAAGGAAGAUGGAGAGACGUUCAAUGCCGAAGCGCUCACACCAGAAGGGUACGACGUGGACUGGGGAACAGGCACGAUUUGGCAUGGCCCACUUAAGCUGGCAAGUGCCACGCACCGAAAAGAUGCAGAUCGACCUGAUGAUUUCUUCCAGCUCAACCAAGGGUGGGUAGAUGUUCGUGCGGUAACUUCUCUCACCGGAGUCGACUGGGCGGAGGCCGUCUCGGCCUUCCAAAGAACUGCCAGCUCCCUCCGAAUCUCCAGCUGGAACUUGGGUGGUCAGACCGUGGAUAAACUUGCCCUGGUUGAACCGACCACCGACAUCUUCCUAACACAGGAAGUGGCAAGGGGAGAUCUUGGAUGGACCGAACAGGAAAGUGACACACAUUUUUGGAUUGCCCACCGUUGCAAAGACCAAUGGCGCGGCACUGCGAUAGGUAUUUCAUACGAAGUCUUUGACUCAGUGAUCUCCAAGAAGGCCACCACGCGCGGGAUCGCGGUGCUUGUUAAGUUGAAAGGACGAGGCAAUGUGCUUCUGGGGACCAUGCAUGGACACACGGGGGUCACUAAUAAGGUUUACCAAGAAGCUGCUGCUCAGUUUCUCACUUCGUUCCGGGGAAAAUGGAGGGCGCAUCCCUGCAUCUUGGGAAUCGACGUCAAUGAAAGCAUUCGCUGGGGUGGCGAUGACCAAGACGGUCCAAGCGAGAUCCUAGCCGGCAGUGCCAACCUCAACUACCUCUGUGAUCAACUUGCGGGGGCGGGUUUGCGACCUGUCUCCCCCAGGGUGGAUGACCGCAACAAACCCACUCACUUCCCGAGGGAUGAGCGCAGAGAGGGGCGUCACAUUGAUGCCAUCUGGUGUCGCCAACUUCCUGUGGGUGAAGUCCAAGUGGAUGCUCAGGCACGCCAUAAAAUUGGGACCGACCAUGCCAUUCUUCAUACUCGCGUGUUCCUACAACACACCAAAGGGAGAUGGCGCACGCCCUCCAAGGCACGCUUUGUCGUUGAUACCCUGCCUGACACCCAGCUUGUGGACGUCGAUGACAUUGUGACACUUGCCAUGCAGUGCACCAGAAGUGUUCGCGGGGUGAAAUACUGUAUGAGGACCCUCCUGAAGUUAAAGAUGCCAUCAAGGAAGCUCGACAACUUGGGGACAAACCAGCAUGGAGACAGGUUCAUCGUCUGA